AUGAGAUGCCAUCAACCAGAUAUUAAAUCUGAGAAACCACAAAUCAGUAACGAUCAACCAACUUUCGAAACUAAUGAUAGUAAACUUGAAGAUGCUGAAAAUUUCAUUGCUAAAGAUGAUAGUCAAACUUCAAUUUCUUCAUCAUCUCAACCUCAACAAGGUCAAUUAAAGAGAACUUUCUCUACUUAUUCUGUUAUUUGUAUUGGAUUUGGUUUAACUAAUUCUUGGUUUGGGAUUUCUGCUUCUUUAAUUACGGGUAUUCAAUCAGGGGGUCCAUUAUUGAUUGUUUAUGGUAUUAUUAUCAUUGCUUCUAUUUCUUAUUGUAUUGGUGUCACUUUAUCUGAAUUAUCAUCUGCUAUUCCAUCAGCUGGAGGUCAAUAUGUUUGGUCUAGAGUUUUAGCUCCAAAGAAAUAUUCCAGUUUCUUAGCUUAUCUUUGUGGUUCAUUUGCAUGGGCAGGAUCUGUUUUUACUUGUUCUUCAAUGGCUAUUGCUAUUGCUCAAGAAAUUAUGGGAUUUUGGGUUUUAAAUAAUCCUGAUCAUGUGGUUAAAAAAUGGCAAUUAUUUAUUAUUUAUCAAUUAGUUAAUAUUUUUAUUGCCCUUUUUAAUUGUUAUGGUAAAUGGUUACCUUAUUUAGGUACAGGAUGUCUUUAUGUUUCAAUCUUUUCAUAUGUGGUUAUUACCAUAACUGUAUUAGUUUGUUCAAGAGGUAAUUAUCAAUCAGCUGAUUUUGUAUUUUCAAAAUUUGAAAAUCAAACUGGUUGGUCAUCAUCUGGUAUUGCUUUUAUUGUUGGUUUAAUUAAUCCAAAUUGGUCUUUCAGUUGUUUAGAUUCUGCUUGUCAUUUAGCUGAAGAAACUCAAAAACCAAGAACUGAUAUUCCAAAAGCUAUUUUAAGUACGGUUACUAUUGGUUUUGUAACUGCUUUUACUUAUUCUAUUGCCAUGUUUUUCUGUAUUAAUAAUUUAGAGGCUAUUUAUAAUUCAUCAACUGGUAUGCCAAUCUUAGAUAUCUUUUAUCAAGCUUUAGGUAAUAAAGCUGGUGCCACUUGUCUUGGGGUAUUAAUCUUUUUAACUGCUUGUGGAUGUACUAUUAGUUGUCAUACUUGGCAAUGUAGAUUAUGUUGGUCAUUUGCAAGAGAUAAUGGUUUACCAUUUUCCAAAUAUUUAUCUAUUGUUCAUCCAAAAUUAGGUAUUCCAUUAAAUGCUCAUUUAUUUUCUGAAUUUUGGGUUGCUUUAUUAGGUUUACUUUAUCUUGCCAGUGAUGCUGCAUUUAAUUCUAUGGUUACUGGUUGUAUUACUUUCUUAUUAUUAAGUUAUUUAGUACCAACUGCUGCUUUAUUAUACAGAGGUAGAGAUAAUAUUAAACAUGGUCCAUUCUGGUUAGGUAAACUUGGAUUAUUCUGUAAUAUUAUGACUAUUGCAUGGGCUAUAUUUGCAUGUGUAUUCUUUUCAUUCCCAUUCACUAUGCCUGUUGAAGCUGGUAAUAUGAAUUAUGUUUCAGCUGUUAUGGCUCUUUACUUGGUUUGGGCUCUUGGUUAUUGGUUCUUCCCAGUUAAGAGAUUUUCAUGUAAACAAACUUUUGCUGGUGGUUUACAUAAUAAUGAAGAAGCUGAAUUCCCUGAAGUUUGUUUAACUGAUUUAUAA
Scheffersomyces coipomensis is the source of this 1641-nucleotide messenger RNA. It is a transcript of the gene HNM1, whose product is annotated as Hnm1p. The transcript has a single exon. Gene Ontology annotation, biological process: transmembrane transport. NCBI's taxonomy places the organism in Eukaryota, Fungi, Ascomycota, Pichiomycetes, Serinales, Debaryomycetaceae. The record is from RefSeq and is a predicted model, not a curated record. Bases 1 to 1641 code for a protein of 546 amino acids. Gene Ontology annotation, cellular component: membrane. Gene Ontology annotation, molecular function: transmembrane transporter activity.